Pteronotus mesoamericanus is the source of this 420-nucleotide messenger RNA. RefSeq names its product galanin and GMAP prepropeptide (gene GAL). The transcript is spliced from 5 exons. Gene Ontology annotation, biological process: neuropeptide signaling pathway. Lineage: Eukaryota; Metazoa; Chordata; Mammalia; Chiroptera; Mormoopidae. Bases 1 to 420 code for a protein of 139 amino acids. Gene Ontology annotation, molecular function: neuropeptide hormone activity; galanin receptor binding. Gene Ontology annotation, cellular component: secretory granule; extracellular region. The record is from RefSeq and is a predicted model, not a curated record.
AUGCCCGGAGCCAGUGCCCGCUUGCUCGCAUCCCUGCUCCUGGCUGCGGCCCUUUCGGCCACCCCGGGGCUCGGGUCACCGGUGAAGGAAAAGCGAGGCUGGACCCUGAACAGCGCCGGCUACCUGCUUGGCCCACAUGCCAUUGACAACCACAGGUCCUUCCACGACAAGCUUGGCCUCGCCGGCAAGCGGGAGCUCCCUCCUGAGGACGACGCGAGGCCAGGAAGCUUGGACAGGCCGCUUCCCGAGAGCGACGAGCGCACUGUGCGCACGAUAAUGGAGUUCCUGACUUUCUUGCAUCUCAAAGAGGCCGGGGCGCUGGUGCCCGUGCUCCCGGCGGCCGUUUCCUCAGAAGACGCGGAGCGGGCGGCCCCGAGGGAGCCAGGCAGGUUCAUGACGUCACAUGAGGCCCCGCUGUAG